Lodderomyces jiufengensis is the source of this 651-nucleotide messenger RNA. It is a transcript of the gene RLP24, whose product is annotated as ATPase-activating ribosome biosynthesis protein. The coding region runs from base 1 to 651 and encodes 216 amino acids. The transcript has a single exon. Gene Ontology annotation, biological process: ribosomal large subunit biogenesis. Lineage: Eukaryota; Fungi; Ascomycota; Pichiomycetes; Serinales; Debaryomycetaceae. The record is from RefSeq and is a predicted model, not a curated record. Gene Ontology annotation, cellular component: nucleolus.
AUGAGAAUUUAUCAAUGUCAUUUUUGUUCAUCACCAGUAUAUCCAUUACAUGGUAUAACAUUUGUUCGUAAUGAUGCAAAAGAAUUUAGAUUUUGUCGUUCAAAAUGUCAUAAAGCUUUUAAACAAAGAAGAAAUCCAAGAAAAUUAAGAUGGACAAAAGCUUUUAGAAAAGCAGCUGGAAAAGAAUUAGUUGUUGAUUCAACAUUAACAUUUGCAGCAAGAAGAAAUGUACCAGUAAGAUAUAAUAGAGAUUUAGUUGCUACAACCUUAAAGGGAAUGAGUAGAAUUGAAGAAAUAAGGCAAAGAAGAGAAAGAGCUUUCUAUAAGAAUAGAAUGAGAGGUAAUAAAGAAAGAGAAUUAGCAGCUGAUAGAAAAUUAGUUGAAGAAAAUCCAGAAUUAUUAAGAUUAAGAGAAGUUGAAUUAAGAAGAAAAGCUGAAAAAUUAGCUGCUAAAGAAAAUGCAAUUGAAGAAGAUGAUGAAGAAGAAGAUAUUGAUGUUGAAGAAACAGAUGAAGAAGAAGGAGAAAUAGAAGAUGAAGAUAUGAUAAGUGAAGAUGAAGAAGAAGAAGAAAGUGAGAGUGAAGAAGAAGGUCAAAGAGUUAAACAAAAGGUAUUAUUAAAAAAUAAGAGAAAGAAUAAAAAAUUAAACUAA